Molecule: messenger RNA, 2845 nt
Organism: Arachis ipaensis
Lineage: Eukaryota; Viridiplantae; Streptophyta; Magnoliopsida; Fabales; Fabaceae
Product: putative LRR receptor-like serine/threonine-protein kinase At1g05700
Biological process (GO): protein phosphorylation
Molecular function (GO): protein binding; protein kinase activity; ATP binding
Source: RefSeq, a predicted model, not a curated record
UUUUCUUUAUUUAGGUAAAUCAUCCGACAUGCCGAAGACGAAGAAAGUUGACUCACUCGAAUACGGAAAAGUAUCCACCAAACACGUCAGAGGACUUUCCUCUGGAUGCAAAAAGUGUCACAUUUCACUUAUUCGGAAUGAAUUUUCCACCCUUCCACCCAUUAUCAGUGCUCUUGAGAUUUAUUUAGCAAAAGAUUUUCCAUCAUCACAGUUAGAAACCCACAGAGAUGACGCGGAUGCAGUCACAAACAUCAAGAGGAUUUACAAAGUGGACAGUAGAAACUGGCAAGGAGAUCCAUGUGUUCCCAAUGCAUACAAGUGGGAAGGUGUAGACUGUAACUCUUACGAUGGCUUUCUAAGAAUCACAUCCUUGAAUUUGUCUUCAAGUGGACUCUCCGGACAUAUACUGACUGAUAUCUCCAAGCUUACUAUGUUAAAGUCCUUAGAUUUAUCAGACAAUGGUUUAAGCGGGAAUAUACCUAAUUUUUUGGCGCAACUGCAAUCACUAGAAUACUUAAACUUGGCAAAGAACAACCUCACAGGUUCAGUUUCAAAUGAACUCCUUCAAAAACAAAGUGAUGGUCGAUUAACCUUGAGUGUGGGGCAAAAUCCAAAUCUUCUAUGUGGAACAACUUCAUGCACCCUGCAAUCAAAUGCUACAAGAAAGAAAAAGAAUAAUGCAGUAAUUACAGUGGUAGCAUCAAUUGCAGGGAUAUUGCUGCUUCUAGGGAUUGCAGCAGUUAUAAUCGUUCGCCGAAGAAAGACCUAUGAUGCUGCUAAGAACAUUAUGCUUGGGAGGCGUCAUAAUCCAAUUAAGGAGUCAGAAUUGGAAAAUAAGCAACGAGAGUAUUCAUUUAAUGAGGUGGUUAAUAUGACCAACAAUUUUGAUAGGAUUCUUGGCAGAGGUGGAUUCGGAACAGUUUACCAUGGCUUUAUUGAGGACAUUGAAGUGGCUGUUAAGAUGCUUUCAUUAUCAUCAGUGCAAGGAUAUCAACAAUUUAUUGCAGAGGUUAAGCUUCUAAUGAGGGUGCAUCACCGAAAUCUGACUUCUCUUAUUGGUUAUUGCAACGAAGAAACUAAUAUAGGACUCAUUUAUGAAUACAUGAAAAAUGGAGAUUUAGAUGAACAUCUUUCAGGAAAAAACAAUAGGGGAAAGUCUUUGAACUGGGAAGAUAGACUUCGAAUAGCAGUAGAUGCAGCCCAAGGAUUGGAAUAUCUGCAUAAUGGUUGUAAGCCACCUAUAAUUCACAGAGAUGUGAAAUGUCCAAAUAUUCUAUUAAAUGAAAACUUCCAUGCCAAACUCGCUGAUUUUGGAUUAUCCAAAUGCUUUGCGGCUGAGGGCGAUACACAUGUGUCAACCAUUGUGGCCGGAACUCCAGGCUACCUAGAUCCUGAGUACACAACAUCAAACAGAUUGACAGAAAAAAGUGAUGUGUAUAGUUUUGGAGUAGUUCUUUUAAGGAUAAUUACAGGUCAACCGGUGAUAAUAAUAAAGGAAGACACAACUCAUCAUAUAAUUCAACGAGUUAAUUCUAUGAUUGCUGAAGGGGAUAUAACAAAAGUUGUUGACUCAAGGUUACAAGGAGAUUUUGACAAUAACUCUGCAUGGAAAGCGGUUGAAAUAGCAAUGGCCUCUGUAUCUGCCACUUCAGUGCAAAGGCCAUACAUGAGAGAUAUAGUGACACAGUUGAAGGACUGUUUGGCUGCAGAGUUAGCCCGAAAACGGAAGAUUGAAGAGUCAACACUAAAUCACUAAUACAUGGCUGAAGCAAGGUGAGAAUUGGGUGCACUAAGUUUGCAUUGUUCAUGUCUUGCAAAUUGCUGCUACCUCUUGCAUUGUCUCUGUACAUUUUUAUUGACUGAAUAAUCCUAGCUUGUUAUAUCAAUGAAUCUCUAGAACCACCCACUAUGUCAAUUAAAGAAUUUGCUUCUGCUGCAAAGAAAGCAAAUAAUCAAGGUUACAUACUGUUUAUAGCUUUUUGUGCUGAUAUUAUGCUUUAUUUAAAAUUUCCAUCAUUGCUCGUACUUGUUCCUUGUCUCUGUCUAAUUAUAGUUAUCUCUGUUUUAAAUGUAGAGUCUAAGAUUGCAAGAAGAUGCAUGUCGGUUCGUACAUAUGAUAAUGCAAGCAUUCAAUGAUAAACUAAUGGUUCUUGUGCUUACUGAAAGACAUCAGAUGUUUGGUAAUUUUGGCAAAAAUAAAAUUCAUCAAAUAUAUGUAUAUAAACACAGAGGUAGCUCCAUAGGUUAAUGUUUUCAUUUUUCGUAAAACAAAUGUUCUAUUUCCUAUAUUCUGCCAGAAUUAUGGUACUAUUUCUUUAUUAUGCUUUUUUUUCUAAACUUGACAAUUAAAAACUUCGGUUUCCUGUACAGAUAUUGAGCUUCCAAAAGACCCUGAAAGCAGUGUGAUUUCUUGCCUGAAACUAUUGAAACUGCUAGCCUAUGUGGUGCGGACAAAACUGGUAGCUACUCAAUGCUUGGUUGCACCUAGCUAAAAUGUCUCAAACUAGAAAAUCACCUGCGUCUUUAGUGUGUGGCUUUUAAUCAAAUGAAGGAAAACUUCUUGAGUCCUCAAGAAGGAAGAGCUUUUCUUCUUUCCGUAAAUCUUGAACCAUUCAACUGAUUUUUGGAUAUAUAAAGAGUUAUGAGGUCUGCAUGAAUAAAAGGCAAAGAUGAGGAGGAAAGAGACUCUCCACGUGAAGGACCCAAAAAUUUGGCACAAACUUGAAAAUUUCCCUUAUAUGGAUCAUUGAUGAGGUUGAUAGCAGAUGGAAUUGAUGUUCCAACAUCUUGUAUUUUGUUUUUAUUUUCUCCUGAAGUUAUUGCAUGUUCUCCAAAUGUAUAUUUU